AUGUGGGGAGUAUCCAAGGUGGGGAGCCCAGAGAGGACUGAUAUGUUGGCUCAGCGAAAUCUUCACAUAGGAAAGCAUGGCUGGUUGACACUAAGAAUAUACCUGGAUAGCCAAAGAAGGAAGGAAGAAAUUUUAAGUCGAGAUGAAGGUCACCUGGAGCCAAGAAGCCAGUUAGAGAGACUCAGCCUCGUCCAGGCAAGCUGCUGGCACCGGCUGCUUCCAGAGAAGCCCAACACAAUGGUGUUCGCUUUCUGGAGGGUCUUCUUGAUCCUAUACUGCCUUACAGGUAAAGGUACUAUGAUACAAGUGACCAUCCCAAACAGUAUUGUCAAUGUGACUGUUGGCUCAGAUGUCACUCUCAUCUGUAUCUACACAACCACUGUGGCCUCCAGGGACAAGCUUACCAUCCAGUGGUUCUUCUUCCAAAAGGAGACGCAGCCAAUUUCCAUCUACUACUAUGAAGAUGGACAGGCUGAAGUCAAUAAGAGAUUUAAAGAGCGAAUUAUAGGGUCCUCCCAACCAGGUAAUGCAUCUAUCACCAUCUCUAAUAUGCAACCAGAAGAUACUGGAAUUUACAUCUGUGAUGUUACCAACCCACCAGAUGUUUUUGGCAAAAACCAAGGCACCAUCAGUGUCAGUGUAUUAGUCAAACCUUCCAAGCCCUUUUGUAGUGUUCAAGGACUGCCAGAAACUGGUCACCCUGUUUCUCUUUCUUGCUUCUCUACAAUUGGAACACCUUCCCCUGUGUACUACUGGUAUAAGCUUGUGGGGGAAGACGCCAUCCCAGUGAAAGAACACUUCGACCCAGCCACUGGGAAUUUGGUUAUUGGAAAUCUGACAAACUUUGAAAAAGGUUAUUACCAAUGCACAGCUGUCAACAGCCUUGGUAAUAGUUCCUGCAGAAUUAACCUAACAGCUUCACAUCAAGAAGUUGGAAUCAUUGUUGGAUCCUUGCUGGGUAUCCUGAUAGGUGCUGCCAUCAUCACCACUUUUGUGUAUUUCGCAUGGAAAAAGACAAAGGAAAGGAGGGGACAUGCUAGAAGCACCACAGAGCUUGAGCCAAUGACCAAAGCAACCCGAAGUAGAGAGCGUUCAGCAAUGUUCUCUGAACGCCCCAUCCAGAGAGAAACAAUUCGGAGACCUUACAUCUUUGAGACGAACCGUGUUGCUAUGCUGGAGCAGGACCUGGAGCCUAAAUGCCAGCUGCAGGCUGCCCUGAGGCUUGGCUUAGGGCAGCCUGAAUAUAAGGUGCAGACUGCCCUGAGGCGUGGCUCAGGGUCUGAGCUUGCACCCCAGCUGGAGCCAGUGCAGGAGCUGGAGCCAGUGCAGGAGCUGGAAACAGUGCAGGAGCUAGAGCCUGAGCCUGAGCCCGAGCCUGAGCCUGAGCCUGAGUCCGAGCCUGAGUCUGAGCCUGAGUCCGAGCCUGAGUCCAAGCCUGAGCCCGAGCCUGAGCCUGAGCCUGAGCCUAAGCCUCAGCCUCAACCUGAGCCACAACCAAGAGCUGCAGUUGAGUCCUUCUGUGAUGAGGAUGAAAUUGUUUAA
Elephantulus edwardii (Cape elephant shrew) is the source of this 1542-nucleotide messenger RNA. It is a transcript of the gene VSIG1, whose product is annotated as V-set and immunoglobulin domain containing 1. Lineage: Eukaryota; Metazoa; Chordata; Mammalia; Macroscelidea; Macroscelididae. Gene Ontology annotation, cellular component: plasma membrane. The record is from RefSeq and is a predicted model, not a curated record. Gene Ontology annotation, biological process: epithelial cell morphogenesis; maintenance of gastrointestinal epithelium.